GAUAGAGUGACGCAUAAGAAAAGAAGCAAUGGCGACGCCCAUUGACGAAAACGUGGAAGUUCGACAUACUGGUGACAAAAAGGGCCGUGGUCUGUUUUCUAAGACAUCAUUUGAAAAGGGUGAGGUGAUUUUUGAGGAAAAGCCCUUAGUGUCUGCCCAGUUUUCCUGGAAUGAGCUGUACAAGUACCGAGCUUGUGAAUUCUGCAUGUGUCCUCUGGAAACAGCGGAGGAAAACAGCCGCCGACUAACCGAUAAUUCAAGUCUGAUUCUUCCUUUCCCGCAGUGCUGUGAGGUGAAACCAUCCGAGUUUGUGUCAUGUCCAAACUGUCAGGUGACCUAUUGUUGCGCUGGUUGUCAGCAGAAGGCGUGGUCGACCUACCAUGAGGUUCUGUGUACGAGGCAGUCCCCACCAGACCCAGACCACCCCCUCGUCAGGCUGCAGGAUACAUGGAGAAGUAUCCACUAUCCACCAGAAACCUCUACUAUCUUGCUGGUAGUCAAGAUGGUGGCCAUGAUAAAACAGGCCAGUGACAAGUCUGACAUUAUCAGACGCUUUUCUCAGUUUGUGAAUACGACAGUCAAUGAAGAUGACCAGAUAGUGCACAAGUUGUUAGGAAAACAGUUUCAGGAACAACUUGAGCUGUUACGUUCCCAGACUAAGGAUACCAUCUAUGAAGAAAAUGUUCAGCAGUGGUUCACACCUGAAGGAUUCCGGUCAUUGUUUGCUUUGAUAGGAACAAAUGGUCAAGGUAUUGGCAGCAGAUUUAACACACCAUUUUGCUUCCAUAAGGCUACUCAAAGCAGAGAAAACACCGAGAACCGGGCGUGGGUUUUAACCACCAACAGAACAAACCGAUGGUGCACGAAACAAAUCGUGACUAGCAACACAUUGAUUCGGAGGCCUAGAGAUAAUCUGGUAUCACCUGGUGUGUACAAAGAUCACAAAAGCCGAUUCAAGGAAAAAUUGCACAAACCUCUACCUGGGCAGAUUGAUUUUGUUCCACAACUAGACUCGAACCAUCCCCAGCUACUUUUCCCUGUCAGAGCAGCGAAGAUUAUGGUGCAGAAACUGAAGAAGAGAACGGACGAAUUGGAAGGUGCCCUUUUAAUCCAGAAUGUGUCAAAAAGUCAGUUGUCAGAUACAGGUACUGACGAACUGCUCGCUUUGCAUCACACUGCACUUCGCAUAAUGGGGACAUCAAAAUAUGCCCCGGCCUCACAAAUUGUGCUUCAAUCACAAAGGGAAAUGUAG
This is a messenger RNA of Gigantopelta aegis, 1252 nucleotides long. Its product is annotated as SET and MYND domain-containing protein 5-like. The record is from RefSeq and is a predicted model, not a curated record. The transcript has 10 exons. The coding region runs from base 29 to 1252 and encodes 407 amino acids. NCBI's taxonomy places the organism in Eukaryota, Metazoa, Mollusca, Gastropoda, Neomphalida, Peltospiridae.